UGCAAUAUCGUGCAGAGAUUGACCCUGUCAGCUUGUACAAGUCAUUUUACUAUGCAUCCUACCACGACACUUUUGACGCAACCACGCGUCAUGUUAUGCUUCAGCAGCACCACUUCUAAAGCAGCAUCAAGGUAUUCGCCGGCGUGCAGUCGAGGAACCUUUCGUCAGUUUGUAUCCAGGCCAAUUAAAAAGCCACACGUAAAGGAGAUUAUUUGUGCAAGUUAUGAAGGUUAUGGUUACAGUGCAACAACGCAGCGGCGCGAAGCUCAGCUGGAUGUUCUUCGCCAGGAAUUGAAAGCUCUAGAAGACGAGCGUGACGAAGCCGUACGAGUUGCCGAGUCCUGUGCCAAGACGUGUGUGCGCCUCACGGACAUGAGCAAGCUGCUGGAGGACCUUGCACUGGAGAAGGUCAAGGCGGGUGACGAGGCGGGGGCCAAGGUGGUCCUGCAGGAGAAGAACUUGUUGCGAGAGAUCAUCGAUAAAAGCAACACCAAGGCACAAGCUAACUUUUCGUUGGCAGGAAAGCUGGCGGGGCUGAUUGGUGACAAGCACAACGAGCUGGUCGGGCUGCUUGGAGGACACCCAGCCACUGCCGGGGGGGACGAGCCGACCACCUCCUCGGCCAGUCGGCCUAGCGGCGGUGGCGGUUACACUUCUCCGUACAGCUCGUCAUCGUUGUCGUACGGUGGUUACCAGAUGCCCUGGGAGAGGUCCUUGGCGGAGGCUCAGCAGCGAGUGCGGCAGGCCGAGGCCGAGGCUCAGCGGAUGGGUCGGCUGGCCGCUCUGAGCGCGGAGGACUCCAUUGCCGCGGCCCGGGAGCGGCUGAGGGCGCAGGACAGGAGCGGUCGAGCAGCCGAGGACAUACUGCAGGCUCGCGAACGUCUUCGUCGCAGCGCGGAGUCGUCCAUCGCUGAGGCCCAGGAACGGCUGCGGGCCCAGGACAGCCAGAUCCUGGAGUACUGCCGCCGCAUAGUGGCGCGGUACCGUCGUGGCGAACCCCCCGAGCGGGUUGAGUGGUACGUGGGGUCUGUAAGAGGCGGAACUGACAAGGCGCGCCGUUGUCUGGUUGCCCGCAGCAAGAGCAGCAGGAGGCGGAGGAGGACGCGGGGCUGCCUUAGUGGUGAUGCGCUGUUGGCCGCAGUGGAGGGAGAGGGGAGGCGGGAAGGCGCUGAGCACGAAGGCCCCCAACUGACUGAGCGAAUUGCACUGACGCACGGUUGCAUGCUAAUCCUACUCGUCCAACCGAGAAGCGCAGUACGACAGUCUCCGCUGUUGACCACGCGCGCGUAUUACCAAGCGCCUCCACCGUCACCCCAGCAGCCCUCAUCACACCCCCGGGGUGGAUCUGGUUCCCAAGAAAUAGACCGGUGUGCGCCAGGGGCCGACAACACAGUGCCGUACACGUGCAGCUGCGGGCCUCUGAAAGCGGCAGCUGUAGCAGUGGGAGUGGUUGCAGCUCCGGUAUUGAUGGCGCGGGGUAGCGCUGCCGCGGAUAUUGCGGCCGCCGCUGCCGCCGUGAUGGCGUUACUGCCGCAACUGCCCUGCCUCCAGCAAUCUGCUCAUGACGCUCUGAUAGCUCGACCGCUGUUGCGACUGGGCGCGACUGAGGAGGCCAUCGCCGGGGGCGAGGGAGGGGCACGAGCCGGCGGCAUGGUGGUUGUGGUGGUUGAAGGAAGAAAAGGCACGCCACCAGUGCCUGGCCCCCUGUACGGCACUGGAAACCCAAGGGAUCGCAUCCCGCCGCUUGGGCCAUCACGGCACUCCAACCAUCCGCAGUGA
Volvox carteri f. nagariensis is the source of this 1779-nucleotide messenger RNA. RefSeq lists its product as uncharacterized. The coding region runs from base 52 to 1779 and encodes 575 amino acids. The transcript has 15 exons. NCBI's taxonomy places the organism in Eukaryota, Viridiplantae, Chlorophyta, Chlorophyceae, Chlamydomonadales, Volvocaceae. The record is from RefSeq and is a predicted model, not a curated record.